Messenger RNA from Racocetra fulgida, 128 nucleotides. The record is from the annotation of a GenBank genome assembly. Lineage: Eukaryota; Fungi; Glomeromycota; Glomeromycetes; Diversisporales; Gigasporaceae.
AACCUGCAUCUAUACCUGCAAAACUACUGUUACUACUACAAGAACCAACAAAUAUCUCUACAGACCUACCUAGUCUACUCCCAAUACCAUCCACAUCACAAACUUCUAUAUCUACACAAAAGUUUUGA